Messenger RNA from Larimichthys crocea (large yellow croaker), 1697 nucleotides. RefSeq names its product SH3 and cysteine-rich domain-containing protein 3. The transcript is spliced from 13 exons. The coding region runs from base 465 to 1499 and encodes 344 amino acids. The record is from RefSeq and is a predicted model, not a curated record. Gene Ontology annotation, molecular function: protein binding. Lineage: Eukaryota; Metazoa; Chordata; Actinopteri; Sciaenidae. Gene Ontology annotation, biological process: positive regulation of voltage-gated calcium channel activity; skeletal muscle contraction; positive regulation of protein localization to plasma membrane.
CGCAUGUGAUAAUAUUCACUUUACUUUGCUGAGUGAGGAACCAGAAGCAGAACACUGUUUUUACCACUCAGCUGGGAGAGCUUCUCAUCUUUUAAAGUGCUCAGCUGUCCCAAACAGUCACAUGUAUGCACACACACCCACAAACACCCUCACACACACACACACACACACACAUACCCACGCAUACAUACAGACCCAGGGCUGGGCUGGGUUGGCCUGCUGGCAUUACUCAUCCCAAUCUCCCACCUGUUGGAGCCUCAUUUGGAAAGCUGAGCAUGUAAAGGACUGGGGCUGGUAGAAAGAGAGUUCCAAGAAGUUCCAAGCUGCAGGGAUCCCUCCUGACGGCACGCAGCGUAUAAGAACCACCUCACUUUGACAAGCAGGGUUCAAGUUCAACGUGCCAUCUGCUGGUCCAGACUUUGAAUAUUUGGAGGAACUAAACCUCGACUGACCAAACAAACACCAUGGCUAAUUAUGACUCGUUGGAUGACAAGGACUCCGUGGAUAUUCAUGACAACCCACCUCUCCCUGAUAAUGUGGUGAAAGAAGAAGACAACACGGUGUAUUUCAUCUAUGAUGAGGAGGUGGAGGAGGAAGAGAAAGAUGAAGCACCUCCCGCAGAACCAGUCAAACCAGUCAACGACAGACCUCACAAGUUCAAGGACCACUACUGCAAGAAACCAAAGUUUUGUGACGUCUGUGCGCGCAUGAUAGUUUUAAACAAUAAGUUUGCACUGAGAUGUAAGAACUGCAAAACCAACAUCCAUCACCAGUGUCAGUCCUACGUUGAGUUCCAACGCUGUUUUGGCAAAAUUCCUCCGGGAUUCAGAAGAGCCUACAGUUCUCCUCUCUACAGCAGUCAGCAGAAUGCUACAGUCUCACAGCUGCUGCCUUUCUCGCAGUCAAACCGCACCGACCCUGUUUUUGAGACGCUGCGUAUCGGGGUGAUCAUGGCCAACAAGGAGCGUAAGAAAGGCUCAGAGGACAAGAAGAAUAUGAUGAUGAUGGAGGAUGAUGAAUCCCAGCCCAAACAGGAUGACGAAGGAGGUGAAGGAGCAAACGCAGAAGGAGACAAAAAAGGAGACAAGGCUGCUGCCGAUGACAAGACUAAAAAGCUUCAGCCGGGGAAGAUCGGUGUGUUCAGUCAGUCUUUCUAUUAUCUGGCUCUGUACCGCUUCAAAGCCAUAGAGAAAGAUGAUCUGGACGUUCAGGCUGGUGACCGCAUCACAGUGAUAGACGACUCCAAUGAGGAAUGGUGGAGGGGCAAGAUCAGAGAGAGAACGGGCUUCAUACCCGCCAACUACAUCAUCCGAGUGCGAGUAGGAGAGACAGUCUACAAGGUGACACGCUCCUUUGUUGGCAACAGAGAGAUGGGCCAAAUCACACUGAAGAAAGACCAGAUUGUGGUGAAAAAGGGUGAGGAGGUGAACGGCUACCUGAAGGUCAGUACAGGACGAAAGCUUGGCUUCUUCCCCGCCAACCUGUUGCAGGAGAUCUGAGGAAGAACCGGCAGGCGUCAAAUCACACCUCCAGCCAGCUCCCAUCUCUGCAGCAUUAACACUUUAUACUUGAAUUUGAAUUUCAACACAUGUUAGUAUUUUCCCUUUGUCUGUUUGGAAACUUGACACAUCACCUGUGUGUAGAAUAUGGUGUGAUGAAUUUACUUAGUGAGCAGAGGCAUGUGCUAAAUGGACAGA